CUUCAGAUAACCUUUCCAGAAGGCAUUGAUCCCCGGCAUAUCAAUGUAACGUCAAUUGUUGUCAGAACUUGUAUUGGUAUGAAGGAGCAGCUGGCACUGCUUAACAGUCAGCUUCAGCAGGCAUAUCUCAGCAACAGACAACUAGAUAAUGAAGCCUUUGGGUUGAGAAGGGAAGUCAGACUGCUGAACCUGCAGCUUGCUACAUGCAGCUCCACAGCCUCAGCUAUCACCGGCUCUUAUCAAGCGCAGUUACUCAACAGAAUGAAACAACUCCUGGAGACAUUUGAUAAUGAUUCUUUUUUGAUCUUGAAAAUUAUUGCACUCACCAAAGAGCUGAGUACAUUAGAGAGGAGGGUCAAACAUGCAGCUAAUUCCACUGAAACCAUAGAUAUUGGAGUGCUGCAGAGAGAGCUGCAAGACAAGACCAAGGAACUGAAUGUAAAUACGCAGAAGAUUGAAAGAAACCACCCAAACUCAAUACUGAUUCUUCAGAUCAUCUCGCUGCAAAAUCAAAUCUGGGAUUUGGAACACGCAGAAUCUGGAAAAGGACAAACUGGUCGUCAGCCCAGCAAAAGAAUUCUGGCUCUUCAAAGACAGCUGGACGUGAAGCUCAGUGAGCUGCGAGGCACCAGAAAUGCAGAUUCAACUUUGCUGGAGCUGAUUUCUGUGCACAGUAAGAUCACAGCGUUGCAGAGGCGCAUCAGUGUCCUCAUUAAGGAAUCCAGAACUGAUGCUGCUGAUUACCAAAGGCAGUGGAGGCAAACAGUUGAGCUCCUUAAAAAGAAGAUUUCAGAGUUAAAUCGUGAUGAGAACAACAUGGAACUUACCAAGGAAAUUUUGAAGCUGCAGGCCGAGGAGGUCAAAUUCAAACUGUUAAUGACGAAUGCCAAAAAGACAGUUGAUCUCCAACUUCAAGAACUAAGACUUAUUUUGGAGGAGGAGAGGAAACGACAAGAAAGCUUACAGAAGAAGCUGGAGGAAGCAGAUUAUGCCCAGGCACAACUGAUCAUGAAAAUCAUCAGCAUAAUGAAAGAAGUGAGAGAGCUAGAUGAUGAUGAGCAACACCAGACAACAUCACCGAGUCAAACCACCACUCUUCAGAAUCUACUUGAAGCCAAAGAAAGGGAAAUUACCAAAGCUAAGGCUGAAAUAAAUGAUCUGCUGAGGAAACUGCAAUCAAAGAGUGAAGAAUGCUCUAGUUUUGAGGAAAGAUAUGAGGCUGUAAAGACUGAACUGGAACAGCAGGUUGCAGAACUGAACAGAACUGGAGACCCCAAAGCAGCUCUCAUUGUCAGUGCAAUAAACCUGCAUGAUGCUCUAAGGACUCUCACGGAUCAGAUCUCCACCACAGAAGACCCAGACAGGAUCUCAGAACUGCAGGGGCAACUGGAGAAGAAACAAGAAGAACUGAACUCUAAGAUUGCAGACAUAAAGAGACUGAUUCCUAACCCCAAAACAGUUUUAAAAGUCAUUGAGCUGCAGAAUCAGGUAUGGGACCUUCAGAGAAAGGCUGCCAAAGGGACCACUGAUGACCGUAUAGAAGACUUGCAAGACAGAAUGGAAGGCCUUAUCAGUGAACUAGACAACAACGGUGACGACAACACAAAACUGAUGCUGACCAUCAUGGCCCUGCAGAGUCAGGUGGAGCAGCUGCAGAGACAGCUGUCAAACCUCCACACGUCACAAACCACCCAGGCUACCCAGCUCGCAAAUGAUCUUGACACCAAGAAGGAAGAGCUGCAGAAACAUAUCAACGAGCUGAAUAAGAAGAAUGAGACAAACGCCAGGCUGAUUCUCAAAAUCACUAAUCUGCAAAACCAACUCAGAAACCUAGAGAAAAAAAAACACGAUGACAAAGCAAUGUCAACAAUUUCUCACCUGAAGAAGCAACUGAAGGACAAAGAGGCGGAGCACGCUCGUGAUCAAGCUCAGGUUAAGACCCUUCAGACUCUGCUUCAAGACACAGAGAGGGAACGUAGCAUUGCUCAGGCUGCAGUCAGAGAUCUGAACGAAAAACUGACAUUAAAGACUAAAGAAUGCUCUGGUUUUGAGCAAAGAUAUGAGGAGUUAAAGACUGAAUUUGAACAGCAAAUUGCAGAACUGAACAGAACUGGAGAGUCAGAAGCAGCACUCGUUCUUAGUGUGAUAAACCUGCAUGAUGCUGUGAAAACUCUCAUGGAUCAGAUCUCCACCACAAAAGACCCAGACAAGAUCUCAGAGCUGCAGAGACAACUGGAGGAGAAACAAGAGGAACUGAACUCCAAGACUGCAGACAUAGAGAGACUGAUUCCCAACCCCAAAAUAAUUUUAACAAUCAUUGAGCUGCAGAAUGAGAUAUGGGACCUUCUGGCUGCCAAUGAGACCACCGAUGGCAGAGUGAAAGAAUUGCAAGACAGAGUGAAUGGCCUUAUCAGUCAAAUAGAUGACAAAAGCAACGACAACACAAAAUUGAUGCUGCAAAUCAUGACCCUGCAGAUUCAGGUUGAGCAGCUGCAGAAACAGCUGUCCGAUCUCCGGAUGUCACAAACCUCUCAGGUGACCCAGCUCACAAAUGAUCUUAAAGUCAAGAAGGAGGAGCUGCAGAAAUAUGUCGACGAUCUGAAUGAGAAGAAUCAGAAAAACGCCAAGCUGAUUGUGACAACCACUAAUCUGAACAACCAACUCAGAAACCUGGAAAAAGAAAGGCAGAACGAGGAACAAACAAAUUCUGCUGCAAUCGCGGAGUUGAAAGAACAACUGAAGGCAAAAGAGGAGGAGCACUCUCGUGAUCAAGCUGAGAUUAAGGAUCUGCAGGAUAAACUGAACCAGACAGAGGCGCAGUGUUCCAGUUUUGAGAACAAACUUGAAGAUCUGCAGAACGACCUGGAUGCUAAAAUGAAGGAUCUGCAGUCCAAAUCUGAGUCUGUUACUUCACUUGCUCUUCAAGUUUCUACACUAAGCCUGCAACUGGAGGAGCUAAAGAGACAACUACAAAACACUGAAUCUGACACCAAGAUCAAAGAACUUCAAAAAAUUAUAGAUGAAAAAAAUGAGGAGCUGGCCAGAAAAACAGAGGAGCUCAAACAAAGGAGCACUCAACCACAGAGACUUUUACAGAUUAUUGCAAUACAAACACAGAUUGAGAAGUUGGCGACCGUGGCAGCAAAUGACACUGAUUACCGUAAGAUUAAUGCACUCCAGGCUCAUUUGAAUUAUUUGGUUGAAGGAAUUCGAGAUGAAGAAAAUGAAAAUACUAAAUUGGUGUUUAAAAUCUUGGCUCAACGGGAUGAAAUAGCAAGAUUGGAGAAGCAAGAAAAGAUACAAACACAAGCAGCAUCGCAGAAAAUUAAAGAUCUAGAGAAUGAACUGGAGGACAUCAGGAAAAGGAUAGAAGAAAAGACUCAGCUGCUUGAUUUAAGUGAUACGAGGAUUGCUAAUUUGAGUAAAUUUAUGGAACUUCACAAGAAAAUCAAACCACUGGAAAACGAGAUAUCAGACCUUAAAGAAACAAGUACUGAAAGCACUGCAGAGAUUCAAAAGAGACUGGAUUUGACAAAGAAGCAACUACAAGACAGUGAACUUCGACUCAGUGAUGCAGAUGCAAAGAAUUUUGACCUGAUAAUGGAGAUCGCUGAUCUGAGGACACAGCUGAAAAAAGCUCUGAGAAAGCCACCCCUGCCUACUGAAAACGACAGAAACGAAUUGGAACAACAACUACAAACACAACAAAGAGAGAACAGAAAACUUGACAGCAUAAAUAAAGACUUAAGGCAAGAGAUCAAGGAACUGCAAACGUGCUGCACUGAUGAUGACAGCCAGUGUGACGAUUUACAAAGACAACUGCGGCAGAGCCAGGAGGAUGCAGAUCGCCUGCAGCAGCAGCUGCUCACCAAAGAUGCCGACCUUAAACAGCUGCAGCAGGAUUUGGAGCAGAUUGGUAAGGAUAACAUACUGCAGGAAGACUACAACAAGUUAGCGAGACAACUGCAGCAGAGCCGGGAUACAGCUGAUAACCUACAGCAGCAGCUGCUCGAGAAGGAUGCCCAACUGCAGCAGACAUUAGAAGAACACAACAGGGAGAGGAACACGCUGCUGAGUGAAUACGAUUACCUGGAAAAUGAGAAGAAAAAACUUGAGGAUACUGUAAAUGAACUUCAAAGCAAACUGGCUGAUGUGGAAGAUAAGACAAUCUAUACCCAGAAGAUGACCUUUGACCCAAACACAGCUCAUCCAAGAAUAACUCUGUCUGCUGAUAACACUGAAAUGUCCACAAGUGAGGAAAUACAAAAUGUCCCCGACCACCCAGGCCGGUUUGAUGGGGUUCUCGCAGUCCUAGGCACGACUGGAUUCUCAAGUGGCAAACAUUACUGGGAGGUGUCUGUUGGUGGGAAGCUUUGUUUCCACAUUGGGAUGGCCAGUGAAUCUGCUCAAAGACGGGGAACGAUAUCAUUCAAUCCAGGAAAUGGUUUCUGGACUCUAGUCCUGAACAAACAGGGUCAGUACAAAGCUUUGGAUAAGAGAGCCGUUAAUAUUCAAGUUCAGAGGCAGCCUCUUACACUGGGAAUUCUGCUGAACUACAAAAAGGGAGAGAUUGUUUUUUACGACGCUCAUGCCAGAUCUCAUAUGUACUCAUUUGUAGGUCAAAGCUUUACAGACAAAAUCCAUCCAUUUGUCAAUUUUUGUGUUGAGGACACUCAAAAUCAGUCACCGAUAACAUUACUCCCUCCUGGAUCGGUUGACUGGAUAAAAUAGUGAACAGGGCAAGUUGUGUUUUUUGCCUGUGAUACAUCUCAUACAUGCUCAUCUAAAAACAAUCCCUAUGAGUGCAGAAUAUUUCUCAGGCACACAUCUCUUAGUACUGCCCUCGAUUGUUUCAGGCAAUAAAACACUGACAAAUAAA
This is a messenger RNA of Plectropomus leopardus (leopard coralgrouper), 4879 nucleotides long. Lineage: Eukaryota; Metazoa; Chordata; Actinopteri; Perciformes; Serranidae. The record is from RefSeq and is a predicted model, not a curated record.